Molecule: messenger RNA, 3607 nt
Organism: Diabrotica virgifera virgifera (western corn rootworm)
Lineage: Eukaryota; Metazoa; Arthropoda; Insecta; Coleoptera; Chrysomelidae
Gene: Mco1
Exons: 11
Coding region: 121-2268 (715 amino acids)
Biological process (GO): iron ion transport
Cellular component (GO): plasma membrane
Molecular function (GO): oxidoreductase activity; copper ion binding
Source: RefSeq, a predicted model, not a curated record
AUCUUAACGAAUUUUAUGCCAAGUUGUGUGAUAGUGCGGGAAUAGUUGAAUGGGAGGUGAGCGCGACUCGCGAGGUGAUAAUUGGGAUUUAAUUUGUUAGAAAAAAGUUUAAUUGAUAAAAUGUUGUUUUCAACUACUGUGAUAAUUUGCCUUGCAGCUCUUGUAAAAGGAAAUAUUAUCUACAGAGAAAAUCCAGCAAAUGAACUAGACAAAAACUCCACAGAAGAUGUCCACAUAGAGUAUGUUCUUCUGGACGGCAGCAAUCCUUGCAAAAGAAAUUGCAUAGCAGGAGCUCCACCCAUGCUCUGCAGAUUCCAUUGGGAGGUAGAACAUUACCAUACAUUAAGCAAGGCUUGUCAUAAUUGUCCAUACAACAUGACCGACUGUUAUAGAAAAGACUGCAUUCCUGGCGAUGGUACCAAAAGGGGGAUUGUAGCUGUCAAUAGGCAAAUACCGGGGCCAGCCAUAGAGGUUUGUCAGAAUGAUACUGUUGUAGUAGAUGUUACCAAUAAGAUGACCAGUGAGGCAACCACAAUCCACUGGCAUGGGCAACAUAUGCAAGCAACACCAUACAUGGACGGUGUUCCAUACGUAACACAAUGUCCCAUUUUGCCGCAGGACACUUUUAGAUAUACUUUCAAGGCAUCUCAAGCUGGAACGCAUUUCUGGCAUUCACAUAUAGGUAUGCAAAGAGCAGAUGGAUGCUAUGGUCCCUUGAUCGUGCAUGUUCCAGCAGAAGAAGAUCCACAUUCCAAUCUCUAUGAUUAUGACUUGUCAUCACAUACAAUGACCAUCAUCGAUUGGGUGACUCAGCUUGGUACUGAAGUAUUAUUAGCUCAUCUUCACAACGAUGGCGCCAAUAAACCACCUACCUUGUUGAUCAACGGACUUGGUAGAUACAAGAAGUUUGACAAUGAAAGCGAAGCUGGAGAACCAUUUUUUAUGGCAACUGCGCGGUUUAAUGUGGAACAGGGAUAUAGAUACAGAUUCCGAGUGAUAAAUGCAGGAUUCCUCAAUUGUCCGAUAGAAAUGACUGUGGAUAAUCACACAAUAACUGUUAUAAGCACAGACGGAGGAGAUAUAAAGCCAAUUGAAACAACCUCUCUUGUUACUUAUGCCGGUGAGAGGUUCGAUUUUAUCCUGAAAGCAGACCAGCCCAAAGAUGUGUACUGGAUUCGAUUCAAAGGACUAAUGGACUGUGAUGAAAGGUUCACUAAAGCCUUUCAAGUAGCUGUCUUGGAAUACGAGAAUAACGAUCUACCUCCUUACAGUUAUCCUCCACAGAAUGUUAGCUACGAUAACUCUCACAUUGAUGGACUGCAAAUAAAUCCACUCAACAUAGGUACAGAAGAGAAUAAUGACUCAUUUGUAGUAAUGCCUCAAAUGGAGUCCCUUAAGGGGUGGGAUGAGUCAUUAAAAGAAAAGCCUGACUUCCAGUACUAUAUAGCUUAUGACUUCUACAAAAUAAGUAACCAAGAGUUUCACAGACCCCCUCAUUAUGGAUUUUACGCCGUUAAUAACCCGAAGCAAAGAGUUUUAACCCCACAAUUAAAUCACAUUUCAAUGACCAUGCCCACGUUUCCACUAUUAUCCCAGAGGGACGAAAUUACAGACGACCUUUUCUGUAAUAAGGAAACUAUGAAGGAGCAGAAUUGCACAGAGACGCAUUGCCAGUGCCCCCAUGGAAUAAAGAUCCCAUUAGGUGCCGUGGCAGAAUUCAUAUUUAUUGACGAAGGUUUCGCUUAUGACGCUAAUCACCCAAUCCAUCUACACGGUUACGCUUUUAGAGUGGUUGCGAUGGAAAGGAUGGGUAAAAAUGUGACUGUUGAACAAGUACAGCAAAGAGAAGCUGAUGGAAUGAUUAAAAGGAAUUUAGUAGACGCUCCAUUGAAGGAUACAGUAACUGUCCCAGAUGGAGGAUAUACCAUCGUUAGGUUCAAGGCUGAUAAUCCAGGUUACUGGAUACUCCACUGCCACCUGGAAUUCCACUCCGAAAUCGGCAUGGCCAUGAUCGUCCAAGUGGGAGAAAAGGAGGAAAUGUUGCCGGUUCCAGAAAAUUUUCCCAAAUGCGGGAAUUAUCUACCAGAUCCUCUAGUCAGGGAUAUUACUUACAAAAGUGCAGGUGCGUUAACUACUUUAUUGCCUACUGGCUUAUUUUCGAAUGCGAUCAUCGGAUUCUUCUUUUCGGUGGUGGUACCUAGAGUACAGGCGAUGGUGAAUGGGUUUCCUAAUAUCUAUACCUCAUUUAGUGCAUUCAUGAACUAUUAGUAGGGUUACGAAAUGUAUUAAUUUAAGUUCUUUAACAAGGCAUCUUUUAUUCAAAACUUACUUAGUUUGGUUUAUUAAAGGAGUAUUUCAAGGCUAAUAAAACAUGAAUCAAUAAAAUGAAAAACCUUUCAAACCUUAACAUUUUUGAAGCCAAGCUUCUUUAGUGGCAUUGAAUUAACUUGUCUCUAUAAUAAAAUGCUGAGGAUAUCGUCACGAAAGUAGCGUCACGAAAUAGUUGGAAGGGUUCAUUUACGCGACAAGGGAGUCCGCUAUAUAACAUGUAAACACUUUGUAUUUUAUUAAAAUCUAUAAUAAGAAUAUAGGAAAACAAUUCUCAAACUUUUUAAAAUCUUUGAAUUGUUGAAUGACUUGGAAUUGGUCUACUGUGGAGUACAUUUACCAACUUUAUUGUUUUUUAAUUAAUAAAUCAUAUAAUAAAAAAUAUCUAACUUCCUUCAAACGCAACCCGUUAUACACAUUAUGUAUUAUGGGUAUCCUAACUUUUGCAUUAAUACUCUGGAAAAAUUAAUAUAUUUAUGCAAAAUUUGGAAUGUAUUUAAUUCGUACUGUUCUUGGUGGCAUCUUAACGCAAUUUACUAUUUUUUUUGAUAAUAAGCCACAAUUUUAGUUUAAAAUAAGCUUAGAUACUUGACCUUUCAAUUUAUAAUUUGGAAAUCGUUCUCAAAAUGUAAAACAUUAAUGAUUUGAAUUUUGUAUUCACAUAAAUGAUGGGCAGUUGUAUUUCAUGGUAGAUUUGGGACCUUGUUUCAAGGUUAUUGUUAUGGCCAAAAUGGCAAGUAUGGCAUGGCAAAGAAAAAUGCUUACGAUAUUGAGGUUCAAAUAAGAUUUCACCUUAUUAUUUAAAUUUGAAGUAUUUUAUAGACUUGUCUUUCAGAAAACAGCUGGCUUUGAUUCUCAGUUAAAAAACCAAACUAAUAUGAGUUUGCAGAAGGUUGCAUGUGCAAAUUUUGAUACAAAAAUAAAAAAAAAUUGUAACAAUAUCAUAAAUAAAAAUGUUGAAAAAUAAGAAAAAAUAUCCAUAUAAAAUGUAAAAUGUUUUAAAAUGUCUUAAUAAAAGUUUGACAUACUCUGUAUCAUUGACUGUAAAAAUUUUUGUAUCAAAAUUUGCUAUAUUCUUUAUUUUCUUUAUCAAAGACUUUGCUCAUAAAAUGUAUUUUAAACUUAGUACAAAAUUAGGAGUGAUCUUCUAUGUUCCUAGAAAAUACUUUUGAUUUAGGUGACGUAUUCUUAGUAAUGACCAAGUGAUAUUAUAAGUGUGAUAAUUAUAGGUUUAUAAGUGUUGAUACGAUAAUGUUAAAAAUAAACUGUUUUGUUAAGA